Messenger RNA from Theobroma umbraticum, 701 nucleotides. Its product is annotated as Pollen Ole e 1 allergen and extensin family protein. NCBI's taxonomy places the organism in Eukaryota, Viridiplantae, Streptophyta, Magnoliopsida, Malvales, Malvaceae. Gene Ontology annotation, cellular component: cell periphery. The record is from RefSeq and is a predicted model, not a curated record.
UCGAAGAAAAAGAGUGAAGAAAGAUGGCUACGGUGGCGCUGAUGUUAAUUGCAGCAUCACUUUUGAUGGGAUGCAGCAUUCAAGCAAAAGCCACGGUGGUUCCUGCCCGCCAAGUUAUAAAUUUGGGUGGGAAAGUGAUGUGCCAGGACUGCACCAAGGGCUAUGGGGAAUGGGCUCAAGGCAGCCAACCCAUCAAAGGUUGCAAGGUAUCAGUGACAUGCAUGGAUGACAGAAGCAGAAUCAUGUAUUAUGGAAGUGAUGAAACCGAUGAGCAAGGGCAGUUCAACAUGGUUGUGAACAAAUUCAUCAACGGGAAAGAAUUGCAGGCAAAAUCAUGCUUGGUAAGGCUGGUUUCUUCCCCGCAUCCUACUUGCAACAUUCCCAGCAACUUCGCCGGAGGACAGAGAGGAGUAAAGCUCCCAAUUAGACCUACUGUUGUCUAUCGUGGUUUGGUUCAAUAUCAACUUGACACCUUCUUCUACACUACCCCAAGGUGUGACAAACCAGCGGCCACCCAUGAUUCCUCUGAAUGCCAUGGAAACAAUAAUUACUAAUUAUGUUUAUGGAGAGAAACAUACUUUCAUUAUAUUCUUCAUAAUCAUCUUUUAUUGUAUCCAAUUUGAGGCCACUUUUUUUUUUAAAUGAAUAAGUACUAUACAGUAUGUAAUUUUUUUAUUUGUUAUUUUUUUUUUGAUUUUGUU